UAUAUUAGAUGAGCUGAAAAAAGAAUACCAAGAAAUAGAAAACUUAGAGAAGACCAAAAUCAAGAAAUAGUCAACUUGAUUUCGCAGAACAAUGUGCGGCAUUUGUUGUUCUGUAAGCUUUUCUGCUGAGUGUUUCAGCAAAGGUUGGAAAGAGGAUUUGCAGUAUAAUCUUGAACGACGGGGACCCAAUAGUAGUAAGCAGUUAUUAAAGUCUAACACUAACUACCAGUGUUUAUUUUCUGGUCACGUCCUCCACUUAAGAGGUGUUUUGACUGCCCAACCUGUGGAAGAUGAAAGAGGCAAUGUGUUCCUGUGGAACGGAGAAGUCUUUAGUGGAAUAAAGGUUGAAGCUAAAGAGAAUGAUACUCAAAUAAUGUUUAAUUAUCUUUCCUCUUGUGAGAAUGAAUCUGAUGUUUUGUCACUCUUCUCACAAGUCCAAGGUCCGUGGUCUUUUAUAUAUUAUCAAGCAUCUAGUCAUCAUUUGUGGUUUGGUAGGGAUUUUUUUGGUCGCCGGAGCUUACUUUGGCAUUUUAGUAAUCUGGGCAAGAGUUUUUGCCUCUCUUCAGUUGGCACCCAAACCUCUGGAGCAACCAGUCAGUGGCAGGAAGUUCCAGCGUCUGGUAUUUUCAAAAUUGACCUCAAGUCUACUUCCAUUUCCAAAUCUGUAGUUUUAAAAUUGUAUCCUUGGAAAUGUACUUCCAGGGAAAAUGUUAUCAAAGAAUGUGUUAAUAGCCUGACUCAAAUUUCAGCAAACUUGCAAACAUUUGUCUCAGUGAUUGCAAAUGAAGCCAAACUCUGUCUUGAAGAACCUGUCGUUCCUUUAAACAUGAUGUUGCCACAGGCUCCAUUUGAGAUUCACUGUAGGAACAUUUCCCGUCUCCCACCGACAAGAGAGACCCUUGAGGUCUUUCUUACCGAUGGACGCAGGAAGGAAAUAGUUCACCAGUUCAUCGAUGUCCUGAGUAUCGCAGUCAAGAGACGUGUCUUGAAUUUACCUAGGGAUGAAAACCUGACACCAAGUGAAGUUUCAAAAACUUGUGAUAGGAAAGCAAAUGUUGCAAUCCUGUUUUCUGGGGGUAUUGAUUCCAUGGUUAUCGCAACCCUUGCUGACCGUCACAUUCCUUUAGAUGAACCAAUUGAUCUUCUCAAUGUGGCUUUCAUGACCAAAGAGAAGACCAUGCCAACUAGUUUUAACAAAAAAAGUGGAAAACAGGAAAAUCGUUGUGAAAUACCUUCUCAAGAAUCCUCUAAAAGUGUUGCUCCUGCUGCUGCUGCUAGUCCUGAUAAACAGUUCAGGGUACCGGAUCGGAUCACAGGGCGAGCGGGGCUGAAGGAGCUGCAGGCCGCUAACCCUUCCCGGACUUGGAAUUUUGUUGAAAUUAAUGUUUCUCUGGAAGAACUGCAAAACUUCAGGACGACUCGAAUAUGCCGUUUAAUCCGGCCCUUGGACACGGUGUUGGAUGACGGCAUUGGCUGUGCAGUGUGGUUCGCUUCGAGAGGACUUGGUCGGCUAGUGACCCAGGAUGGAGGGCGAUCGUAUCAGAGCACGGCAAAGGUGGUGCUGACUGGAAUUGGUGCAGAUGAGCAGCUUGCAGGCUAUUCUCGUCAUCGCGUUCGCUUUCAGACUCAUGGGCUGGAAGGAUUGAAUAAGGAGCUCGAGAUGGAACUGGGUCGAAUCUCUUCUAGAAAUCUUGGUCGUGAUGACAGAGUUAUUGGUGAUCAUGGAAAAGAAGCAAGAUUUCCUUUCCUGGAUGAAAGUGUUGUCUCCUUUCUAAAUUCCCUACCAGUUUGGGAAAAGGCAAACUUGACUUUACCCCGUGGAAUUGGUGAAAAACUAAUUUUGCGUCUUGCAGCAGUGGAACUUGGUCUAACAGCGUGUGCUCUUCUGCCGAAACGUGCCAUGCAGUUUGGAUCCAGAAUUGCAAAAAUGGAAAAGAAUAAUGAAAAGGCAUCUGAUAAAUGUGGACGGCUCCAAGUCAUUUCCUUAGAAAACCUUUCUAUUGAAAAGGAGACUAAAACAUAAUAUUUUACAAUGUAACAACAUUUACUGAAUGAUGAUGAUAGAAAAAUAAAACACUGUGCUGCUUUAUUAUUGUA
Messenger RNA from Equus caballus (horse), 2097 nucleotides. RefSeq names its product asparagine synthetase domain containing 1 (gene ASNSD1). Gene Ontology annotation, molecular function: asparagine synthase (glutamine-hydrolyzing) activity. The record is from RefSeq and is a predicted model, not a curated record. NCBI's taxonomy places the organism in Eukaryota, Metazoa, Chordata, Mammalia, Perissodactyla, Equidae.